GUAUAUUUUUGGGGUGUGCGUGUGUGUGAGUGAGCGAGAGUGUGCGUGCCGGCGCGCGCGCGCUCUUGCAAUUCCAAAAUUAAUGGCCAUGAGUUCUUUCUUGAUCAACUCCAACUAUGUGGACCCCAAAUUCCCACCAUGCGAAGAAUAUUCCCAGCACGAUUACCUUCCCAGUCAUACUCCGGAAUAUUUCAGCGGCCAGAGGCGACAGGAGAACUCUUUCCAACACGAGGCGUUGUACCCAGCGCGGUCCGCCUGUAACCAACCAUCCUAUCCUCCAUGUCAGGGCUCUGGGCACCAGCCACCGGUCCUCUCCCCCAGGAGCCAACAUGCUCCGGCUGGACUUCAGAACCAUCUCUCCGAACCAAAUCAUACUUGCGAAUCCAUCACGCCAAGCCCACCGCCUUCCUGUAGCCAAAACUCUCUCAACCAAAGCCCUGGCAAAGAGCCGGUAGUUUAUCCUUGGAUGAAGAAGGUUCAUGUUAGCACGGUCAACCCCAACUACACCGGAGGGGAGCCCAAGCGCUCCAGGACAGCCUACACGCGGCAGCAAGUGCUGGAGCUGGAGAAAGAAUUUCACUACAAUCGCUACCUCACCCGGAGGCGAAGGGUGGAAAUCGCUCACUCCCUUUGCCUGUCCGAGCGCCAGAUCAAGAUAUGGUUUCAAAACCGGCGGAUGAAAUGGAAAAAAGACCACAAGUUACCCAAUACUAAGAUCCGGUCAAAUGCUGCUGCCAACCUGCCGGUGCCAGGCGGAGCAGGAGGCCCUCAGGACCGAACCAAUGGGCCGACCCCGAAACCCACCCCCAGCCUAUAACCAUCCUUGAGCGCAACCUGAGGGUGUGUGUGUGUGUGUUUGGGCGCGCGCACGCCUGUGCGCGCACGUGUGUGUGUGUGUGUGUGUGUGUGUGUGUAGGCGCGCGCGUGUGUUUGUGUGUGUGUGUGUGUGUGUGUGUGUUGGGGGGCGGGGUGUAUAUGAAUGCGUGUGCUAAGAAGUGAUUAUGGAACGGAAGGUCGCUUUGUGGCUUUACUGUUCCCUGGGAAGAAAGAUGGGGGCCAUUGGGGAUAGGGAGGGAGGUGGGUGGGAUCACUAUUUAUACGAGGAAGAGGAAACAAAGGAGUAGGGGGGUGGUUUCUCACUGGCCGGGUUGUGUUUGGGGGUAGUUUCUCUGUUCUACUGUAUAGGAGGUAGGGGUUUCCAGAUUUGGCUAAGAUGGAUCCCUUCUUCAUCCUUAAUCAAGCCAAACUCGGGCCCAUUUGUCAUGUUUACUCUCCCGUACAAACGAAGGACCUUAUGCCAGCCAUUAGCUCGACAGCCAGAGUCAUCUUUAAUAAAUGAGGCUUGGUUUCACCUAAGGAGGACUGGACUCUCUCUCUCCCUCCCUCUUCAUCUUCCUUUCUUUCUGUCUCCUCUUUCGCACCCCAUCCUUAUUACUCCCUCUGCCCCCCCCCAUCCAUCCUCACCUACCACACUACCCAUCCUACAGACAGAGGGCUGAUCAAGACUACAGAAAGCUGUUUUAAUGCAGUUAUGGAUGGAGGGAAGAUUAGAAGUGGGGAGAGGGGGUAGGAGAGUGACAUUUCCACAAACUCUCUAAGGAUAUAAUUGGCUGGUGAAUGUAGUAAGGAAAGAACCCAAAAUGAACAAACAAAACGAGAAGAGCAACAAAAAAUGGGGAGGGGGUCUUGAAAUAAUAAAGCCAUUAAAAAUGGGGGCUUCUUUGGGUUAAUUACAUAACGUGGGAAACAUGGAAAGCCAAGAGUGCUGUGCAUUUCAGUCCAUAAAGUUGAUUAUAAGGCCAUCUGCGUUCCAGUAGCCAUUAAAAUUGGAGGGGGGGCUUAUAAAUAAGGGCGCCCCUCUGGUGUCUUUAUACCCGAUUUUGGACCAAAUAAUGUAUGCAUAAGAUGGGACUUCAGGGAAUUCCCCUGGGAAGUGAAGGGAAGACAUAUAUAUGACCUCUGUACCUUCCCUGCAUCCUUUUUUCACAGGCACAAAUCCUUUCUUCCCUUCCCUCUAAGACAUUCCAAAAUGAGGUGAUGCCACAGAACUCUGUGGAGGGAGAGAAGAUGCCUCCUUCUUUUGCUUUUGUAUAAUUACUUCUUGCUGUUUUGUGUGAUAUCCAUGCAAACAUGUAUAUAGAAUACCACAAAAUAAAACAUUUUAUUGUGAACACGA
Messenger RNA from Pantherophis guttatus, 2176 nucleotides. RefSeq names its product homeobox B4 (gene HOXB4). Gene Ontology annotation, cellular component: nucleus; nucleoplasm. NCBI's taxonomy places the organism in Eukaryota, Metazoa, Chordata, Lepidosauria, Squamata, Colubridae. Gene Ontology annotation, biological process: embryonic skeletal system morphogenesis; anterior/posterior pattern specification; positive regulation of transcription by RNA polymerase II. The record is from RefSeq and is a predicted model, not a curated record. Gene Ontology annotation, molecular function: RNA polymerase II cis-regulatory region sequence-specific DNA binding; DNA-binding transcription factor activity, RNA polymerase II-specific.